AAGCAAAUACCCGAGAGCUACGACGCCGUACGCACAGAGAGACGGUCUACCGAGCGCCAGCACAUCUCCGCAUCCGAAAGGAAACUCCGUAGCCGCCGCCGCAACUCUCGCCAACCCCUCCAAGCAGCGGUCGCCGCAGCCGCCGUCGCCGCCACGGUUAGCCAGCCAGCCGACUCCAAAGCUAGCAGCAGUCCUGCGCUAAGCGGAUAGCGCCGCGGUUCUUCUGUGCGCAUUCUACUGCUGCACACAAAGUCGUAUCUCAUAAGUGCGCCGCUUCUUUUUUUCGUUUUGUGGUGAUUUUGUGCGAGACGCCCGGAAGAAGAUCAACAUGAGACUGCUCGUUCUAUUCGCCACGAUCCUCGCCAUCGCGCUGAGCCUGGCGCAGGCCCAGAACUAUAAUCAGCUGUUCGCCGGCUUCGGACCCUACCUCAGGCAGCAGCAGCAGCAGCAGCCCAGCAAUCUCAGGGACCCGCGAUCGAACACCGGACCGGUGCUGUUCCCGCCAGGCCCACCGGGCAACCCCGCCGACACUAGCGGCGUCAUCGUCGGAGCCAGCGGCUACGGAUUCGUGCCCCCCAACGCAGGAUUAGGAUUGCACACGGGGAAGGCUCUAACGCCCCUGCAGCGUCCCCUCAUACCUCCGGUGAAGAUUAUAACGACCCCUUAUCGUUCUUAUUUUCCAGCCUUCUACACCUACUUCUACUAGCCCUUCUAGAAGAUCGUCGAAUCUAUGCACACGGAGCCGAUUAACGGAGCAACGAUCGCCGCGAGGACAGCGGUGAGCGGCGAUGCACGGGAGAGCGAGGUCGCCGAUCCUCCGCGCGAUGCCGAGAUCGUGAUCUCACGAUUGGAUCGUACACUUGCGACGGAAUUUCCAUUUAUUUUCUUCUAUUUUUUUAUUUUUCAUCCUCGAAAUCUCGCUUAAUUAGAGAGCCGCACGCGCGAGAGGGGGCUAAUUAAAAUCGAAGAAAGUCCGUCGUCAUUUGCAUGUCUGUCUGUGCAUGCGUGUUUCACCGUCUUCUCGGCACGUAUAGAGUGGAUGUGCAAUUACAUUGUGUACGCGUGAUAGAGAGAGAGAAAGAGAGUUGAGUAACGAUCGAGUGUGCGUAAAACGGGUGCGUCUCGCGUUGUAACGGCGCGUGCGAUAUAUCGGAGUCAUUAAGAUACGUAAUGUAUAACUUUGUUAAUUAAUAAUAUUUAUUAUUAAUUGAUGCUUGCACGGAAAUUUCAGCCGAGUCUGUCGCGCUCGUCAUACCUUUUUCUUCAUAUCAUAUAGUUAUAUAGUCUUACAUGUAGAUAGUAAAUGUCCGGACGGCGUCGCCGACUUCUUCGCCGAUUUUUCGUUUCUACGAUGUCCACCCUCUUAAUUCCCUCUGUAUAAACAUAGUCAGUGUACAUACGCAUUUCCAAUGUAAACCAUCGCGAGAAGUCGGCGAGGCGUCGAAAAAAAUGAGAAAAACCAGAAGAGACGUUGAAAAAACUGUCGCUGCGACGACGAAAAAAAAAGCAGAGGAUGAUUUUCCCGGGAUUUUUUUUUCUUUUCACAUAUGUGUAUAGCUUAGACAGUCUCGCGUCGACGCGCAUGCGAACACGUGCGAAAGUUUGCCAUGGUAAUUUGCACUUGCGCGCUACUGCAGCGCAGCAAACCUCAGCUCGCUCGCCGCGGCGGAGAGAAUAUUAUGUUAUGAACUAUCCGCGCCUCUACAUAUAUAUCGCGGCUACUCUCACCCGAGCAAGUCUGCGCAUUAGGAUGUGUAUAGUUGGAGAAACUCUUGAUUUUUUCUUCGUAAAAAUCGCCGAUCGAGGGAAGGAUUGAUAACGAUGUUUGCACGCUUGGAUGACUGUGUAUACAGCGAGGUGAUUUUCACGGAGGAAUGUGUAUUGCAAUUUUUGGUGCGAAUUGCGGUGUUGAGGAUUAUUUAGCGUCUGCAGCGCUGCGCGAAAGUGCCGGGAUGAGAAGUUUAUCAUGGGUACCGGAGAUCAUUUGUCAAGAUCGCUCGAUUACUUAUACCAGAUCGGGAUAUUAAUGAUUUUAGAAAUUUCAAGUUUCUCUUGUUACUUCUCGCCUUGGUUUUACCGCUGGCGUUGCAGACUAACACCACACUUAGCCAUACUCGAUACUCGAUUGAUAUAGUGAAGAAUUUGGCUUCGAUUCUGGUGUAUUCGGGACUUGUAAAUGUUCUCCAAAUUACGAUCACUCGAAAAUUGUAUUAACUUUAAAGUUUAUCAAAAAUAUUCGCACGUAAGCAGCUGUAUAAUAUAUAUAUGUGUAAUAACUAAUCUUAUUUAAUGUAUGUAUCGUAUUAUAUUUUGUAACUAUGAAUGACGAGAGAGUUUUUGCUAUAAAUGAUUAUUUUUUUACCGCUUCGAAAAAUUUGUAUUAUCUGUCUAUAGUGUUCUGUAAAUCGUACAUCACUUGUUGGAUGAUUUACGAACAAUGCGUUACAUGUUGUAAUGAGAGAAAUAAAAAUGUUAUUUUCCAAAGA
Messenger RNA from Nasonia vitripennis (jewel wasp), 2486 nucleotides. RefSeq lists its product as uncharacterized. Bases 329 to 706 code for a protein of 125 amino acids. NCBI's taxonomy places the organism in Eukaryota, Metazoa, Arthropoda, Insecta, Hymenoptera, Pteromalidae. The record is from RefSeq and is a predicted model, not a curated record. The transcript has 4 exons.